Molecule: messenger RNA, 5392 nt
Organism: Heterocephalus glaber (naked mole-rat)
Lineage: Eukaryota; Metazoa; Chordata; Mammalia; Rodentia; Bathyergidae
Gene: Il16
Product: interleukin 16
Biological process (GO): leukocyte chemotaxis; induction of positive chemotaxis
Molecular function (GO): CD4 receptor binding; cytokine activity
Source: RefSeq, a predicted model, not a curated record
CCAAGGUUCUGCCUCUACCUGGACCCAGCAGUGUCUUUCGAGCCUCAGGUCCUCAGUGAGAUCAUCCAUCCGGUCCCUCCAGACUGUGGCCAGGAAUACUAACCACACACACAGCUGUCACCCCAGGAGCUGUAAGGGACCAUGGCAUUGUCCUCUGCAUCGUGAGUGUCUGACACACAGAGAAGCUCAGAAGAUGAUUUUGCAUAAAUGAAUGAACAACACAAACAGCAGUUUAACAAGACCAAGAACACCUUGCAUUUGCAUUGUCCAUUUGGGCUGUGAUGCAUUUUUAUAUCUGAUAAAUUUUCUGAUAUUAAAAAACAGCUCAGUGUAAAUGGCCACCUCCUCCUAUACAUGGGGAGAAGGUGUCCAUGGAGCCAAAGCACACAAACACCUCUGAGGCUUGAAGUGUGGUCAGAAGGCAGCUUGAAAUCAGGAUUGACUUUGAGUCUUCUUUCUGGGUUGCUGUUGAAAUCAAGACACAUCUCUUCAAGCCUUGUAAUGAGACAAGGUUGCUCAGAGUCUGCCAGAAACCUGGAGGGUCUCAGGACGAAAGCACUCUGAGCAGAUGGGAGUGCUGAGCACAGAUUGGCACGAGCAGGCUGCCCAGGGGGAGCACCUGUGCUUGUCACGCUCGUAGAUGCUGGAGAGAGGAAUCAGCUCACCGGGCUGCUGGUGCCUCCACCAUGAAGCAGUCGCUGGGGUCCACCUGGACUGGGAUCUGCGUGGGCCUUGCCUCUCUUAGCCUCGGCGUGCCCAGUGGGUACGGACUGGUACAGCAGCUAGGCAGCCACCACCAGCCUCCUCUCCUGCUAGGAGCUGGGGAUGGGACAGGCCCCAGCAUCUCUCCACUGCAAAGUGAAGUGGCACUUCUCAGUCUUGCGGCUCUGUGUGAAAAAUUCCAACAGGCAACUCCAGAGCCCAUCCCAGCCCCUAAAUGGAAAGGCAUAGGUCACUUGGAUGAGGAUGAAAAAGGUGCAAAAUCCACGAUGCCUGAAAGGACUCAGGGAAGGGAGCCAGAGGAGGGGCCAAGGUGAAUGUCCACGUGAGCCCACGAGAAGAAAUCAGAGUCAACCUUACACUGGCGGUGUUCAAACUGACACACAAGUGGGCUGAAAGUCAGGGACUCAUGAAGUGGUGGCUAAGCCCAGUUCAGCUGCUACCCGUCUGCUGAGGGCCAGAGACCAGGAAAGGAAGAAGGGCAGCUUUACUUCCUCUCUGAGGAUGGAGCCACACAGCCGUUCUGCAAAGAGCCGAAAAUCCACCAAGUUCCGGUCCAUCUCCCGUUCCCUGAUCCUCUGUAACGCCAGGACAGGGGACGAUGGCUCUAGCCCUGAUGAGAAGUACCCAGAGCCCUUUGAGAUUCCACUGGGCCAGGCCGAGGAGGGGAGUUUCCACUCUGCUGUGCAGCUGGCAGAUACAUCAGAGGCCAUGCUGGCCUCGGAAGCUGCUCAGCUCCAAGCAGCCGGGAGUGACCGAGGCAAGAGCUGUAGGAGAAUGUUCUUCAUGAAGGAAUCAUCCACAGCGUCCUCUAGAGAAAAGCCUGGAAAACCAGAAGCACUGAGUAGUAACUUCCUGUUUCCUAAAGGCUGCCACCAGAGGGGCCGCAGUAACUCCACCAGUGUUAACCCCUAUUGCACAGGAGAGAGAGACUUUCCCAUGAGCAGGAAAUCGGCAGCUUCCACGGACAGGCAGCUGAGCUCCCUCUGCAGUGACAAGAAGUCCCUUUCCCAGCAGUUGGACUGGCCUGCAGGAAAGGCUGCGGGCACAUCGAGGCCGACUCGGUCGCUGAGCACAGCUCAGCUAGGGCAGUCAUUGGCGGGGCUGCAGGCUUCGGUCAUCUCAAACAUCGUGCUGAUGAAGGGCCAGGCCAAGGGCCUGGGCUUCAGCAUUGUUGGAGGACAGGACAGCAUUUAUGGCCCCAUUGGGAUUUAUGUCAAAACCAUCUUUGCAGGCGGAGCAGCGGCAGCUGAUGGAAGGCUGCAAGAAGGUGAUGAAAUUCUGGAACUCAACAGUGAAUCAAUGUCCGGGCUGACACAUCAGGGUGCUUUGCAGAAGUUCAAGCAAGCCAAAAAGGGGCUGCUCACGCUCACCGUGCGCACCCGUCUGACGGCGCCCCCCUCCCUGUGUGGCCACCUGUCACCCCCACUGUGCCGCUCCCUGAGCUCCAGCACCUGUGUCGCCAGAGAGAGCAGCAGCCCCUUCACUGUGUACAGCCCCACACCUCCUGCCACCGCCACCAAGCCCAACUACAGAAUCAUGGUGGAGGUAUCCCUGAAGAAAGAGGCCGGUGUGGGCCUGGGGAUCGGCCUGUGCAGUGUCCCCUACUUCCAGUGCAUCUCAGGGAUCUUCGUGCACACGCUCUCACCAGGGUCUGUGGCGCAUCUGGAUGGACGGCUGCGGUGCGGAGAUGAGAUUGUGGAAAUCAAUGACUCCCCUGUGCACUGCAUGACACUCAAUGAAGUCUAUGGGAUCCUGAGUCACUGUAAUCCUGGUCCUGUCCCCAUCAUUGUCAGCCGACAUCCAGACCCCCAGGUCUCCGAACAGCAACUCAAGGAAGCUGUGACUCAGGCUAUGGAGAACAUCAAGUUCGGAAAGGAGAGGCACCAGUGGAGUUUGGAAGGUAUCAAGAGGCUGGAAAGCAGCUGGCAUGGGCGGCCCACCAUGGAGAAGGAGCGGGAGAAGACCUCAGCCCCCACAUUCCACAGGGCUCAGAGGGCCAUGGUCCGAUCCAGUAGCGACAGCAGCUACAUGUCAGGGUCACCGGGGGGCAGCCCCUGCAGUGGCAGCACUGAGCAGCAGCCCUCCUGCUCUGAAGGCAGCACACACAGCCCAGGCCCAGCCUCAGGGCUGCCCCAGGAAAACCCAGCCCUGCCCAGUGGCCUGGAUGGCCACUCGCCUCUGAGGCUGAAGAAGUCCUUUGAGAUACUGGUGAGAAAGCCCACAUCCUCCAAGCCCAAGCCUCCACCCAGAAAAUACUUCAAAAGUGACAGUGAGCCCCAGAAGAAUCUGGAAGACAAGGACAACUCUUCAGGUCCUUCUGGGCAGGGCCCACCCACCUGUGGCCAGGAAGGCAGCGAGCUACUGCCACCGCCACUGCCACCGGAAGACACCACGGGGAGAGCCCCCCGCACUGUCGCUGGCUGCUCAGGACCUGGAGUCAGUCCACAGGCCCUGUCUUCCUCAGAGGGCCAGCCAGGGAGGAGAGUCAGCCCAGUGACACCAGGAUCCCCCAUAAAACCCCGGCUGCUGAAGAGGCAGGCUCGGAUGAACUGUAGCUUUGACACCACUGCUGAAGACCCCUGGGUUAGAAUUUCUGAUUGCAUCAAAAACUUAUUCAGCCCCAUCAUGAGUGACAGCCAGGGCCACAUGCCACUGCAGCCCAGCGUCAGCCUGGGUGAAGAUGGCACACAGAGUCACCCGGAUGGGAGUCCGCCCAGGCUGGAUACUGCCAAUGGUGCACCCAGAGUUUACAAGUCAGCCGACAACAGCUCUGUGAAAAAGGGGCCCCCUGUGGCCCCCAAGCCGGCUUGGUUUCGUCAGAGCUUGAAAGGUCUGAGGACUCGAGCUGCAGACCUGAGAUGGCUUCCUGACUCAGGCUCAUCCACCCAGCCAACCCCUGCUCCCAGAGAGUCCCCUGGGCCACUCCCCCGGGCCACCUCCUCCAUCAAGCAGAGAAUCAGCUCCUUUGAAACCUUUGGCUCCUCUCAGCUACCCAAUAGAGGAGUCCAGAGACUGAGCCUCCAAUCCUCCUCUGGGGAGGCCCCCAAGCCUCCCGGGAAGCAAGAGGGAGGCCGGGCUUCUGGCCUUUUGGUUCGAGGGGCUCAGAUUUCUGCUGAGCACAGGCAGCCAGGGCAGGAGCUGGUGUCCCCAAGUUUCCCUGCGGCCUCAGAGGCCGAUGCCAUGGGUGUGGUUACAUCCCCUCCCACAAGGCAGCAACCUGCUCUGAAAACUGUCUCCACUGCCCCUGACCCUCUCACGGGGGUGCUGGGCACACAGAGGGAGGACACUGCGGGCCGCAUCCUCAAGAUGCCCAGCCAGCGAGCACGGAGCUUCCCCCUGACCCGGACCCAGUCCUGCGAGGCGAGGCUGCUGGACGAGAAGACCAGCAAGCUCUACUCCAUCAGCAGCCACGUGUCCUCAGCUGUCAUGAAGUCCCUGCUGUGCCUCCCCUCUUGCAUCUCCGGCAGCCAGCCAGCCUGCAACCCCAAGGAAGGGGCCACUCCAAAGCCACUGCCCAGUGAAGACUCUGCCGCAGGUAGCUCUGAGUCUAUGCCCUUGGACACCGGGUUCUCGCUCAAUCUUUCAGAGCUGAGAGAAUACACAGAAGGUCUUGCUGAGCCCAAGGAAGCCGAGGAUGGGGACCACGGCUCUUCUCAGUCUGGCCAGUCAGUCAUCUCCCUGCUGAGCUCAGAAGAGCUGGAAAAACUCAUCGAGGAAGUGAGAGUUCUGGAUGAAGCAACCUUGAAGCAGCUGGACAGUAUCCAUGUCACCAUCUUGCACAAGGAGGAAGGUGCAGGCCUUGGGUUCAGCUUGGCAGGAGGGGCGGACCUAGAAAACAAGCUGAUUACGGUUCACAGAGUGUUUCCAAAUGGGCUGGCCUCUCAGGAAGGGACGAUUCAGAGGGGCAAUGAGGUCCUUUCCAUCAACGGCAAGUCCCUCAAAGGGGCCACGCACAGUGAUGCCCUGGCCAUCCUCCGCCAAGCUCGGGACCCAAGACAAGCUGUGAUUGUCACACGGCGGACGCUGGAGGCCACACCUGACCUGAACUUCUCCACCGACCCUGCAGCAUCGGCUUCAGCAGCCAGUGACGUUUCUGUGGACUCGACUGCAGUGGCCACGGUCUGCCCAGUGACACUGGAGAAGACAUCUGCAGGGCUGGGCUUCAGCCUGGAAGGAGGGAAGGGCUCCUUGCACGGAGACAAGCCUCUCACAGUCAACAGAAUUUUCAAAGGGGCAGCCUCAGAACAGAGCGAGACAGUCCAGCCUGGAGAUGAAAUCCUGCAACUGGCUGGCACUUCUGUGCAGGGCCUCACGAGAUUUGAAGCUUGGAAUGUCAUCAAGGCUCUUCCCGAUGGGCCUGUCACGAUUGUCCUCAAAAGGAGGAGUCUUCAGGCCAAGGAGACCUCAGCUGCCGAGGCCUAGGUAGGGAGGGCGCCAACACAGAAGCCAAGCUAAGCCAAGGGCAUGUAGCCUCUGUAACACUGGUCCUCAGGGUCUCUGCUGCCCACCCCACUUGGCCUGGGGGAAGCCCAGGGUGUGUCCUGCUGCUGCUGUUCUAGUCUAGACCUUCUGGGACACCACCCAUAAGAAGGUUGUCCCAAAGUGAGGACAGGGUUACACUGGGGUGGCUGAUAUAAACUGUAGACUGUAUAUAGAGCUUAGUGAUGAU